UCUUUCUCCGAUCAAAAAAACCCUCCUGGAAAUUCUCUUCACCAUUGUCUACAUAAUCAUCAACGAUCACUCUCGAUCGCUAGUCUCUCGAGCUCAGACCACAAAAGAAAACGAAAAGGAAACAAAAGGGGACGAUGUCGGACCCUAACCGGAUACCGAUUAUCUCUGCACACCCGCCGGAGAAGGUGCAGAAGCCUGUGAAGCCCCACCACACGCCGCGGUAUUACGUGCACCGCGUCAAAGAGAGCCUCGCCACCCGGGUCUCCAAGAUCGUGUGUGCCAUUUUCUUGACCCUCCUCCUCAUCCUAGGCAUCAUCACGUUCAUCCUGUGGCUGAGCCUCCGCCCGCACAGGCCCCGGGUCUUCAUCCACGACUUCUCGGUCCCGGGCCUGAGCCAAGCGAACGGGUUCGAGAACGCGGAGCUAGGGUUCAACAUCACGCUCCGGAACUCGAACCAGCACAUCUCGAUCGACUACGAUGCAUUGGACGGAUCGGUUUUUUACAAGGAUCAAAAGAUCGGGUCGAAGUCGUUGUUUCCGGGGGUACAUCAGGACCCCAAGACCACAACGACUGUUACCGACGUGUUGAGUGGGGCCACGUUGACCGUGACGAGUCAGCGCUGGAUGGAGUUCUUGGGCGAUCGUGCGGCGGGGAGCGUGACGUUCCGGAUGGAACUGACGUCGGCCAUCCGAUUCAAGGUGUCGACGUGGGAGAGCAAGCGCCAUCGGAUGCACGCCAGCUGUACGGUGGCUGUGGGACCCAAUGGGAACAUCUUGCUUGCUUCCAAGGACAAGAGAUGCCCGGUUUAUUUCACUUGAUUGGCUCUUGCUAGCUUUUCUUCCAAGUCAUAAUUGGGUUCGCUGCCUCAUUUGAUAAUUCAUUGGUAACUUUGUAAUUGAGUUUUUCUGAUUAAGAAGCAUAUGUACAAUUUGUGUAUCAUUUCUUUUCGUGAAUCUAUGAGGGAAUUUGUCUUUGCAAUUAUUCAAUAU
Eucalyptus grandis is the source of this 989-nucleotide messenger RNA. Its product is annotated as NDR1/HIN1-like protein 26. The record is from RefSeq and is a predicted model, not a curated record. The coding region runs from base 135 to 818 and encodes 227 amino acids. Gene Ontology annotation, biological process: defense response to other organism. Lineage: Eukaryota; Viridiplantae; Streptophyta; Magnoliopsida; Myrtales; Myrtaceae. The transcript has a single exon.